AUUACAAAUAUUAUAUGAUGAGAUAUCCGAAUACUUCCACGAGCUGUCAAUUUAUUCAAUGUGUUCAUUGUUUGAUGUUUCUAUUUAUUUCCCAUUCCCAUAUAUUUACCAAGAUUAGUGUUAGGGAUUAACAAUUAUUUACUUGAAAAUGCCCCCCGCAAUCACUGAAGAUAUUCGUCAAAGAAUAGUGACAAUGCAUCAACAGGGUCAUAGUAUUCGAGCAAUAUCGAGAGCUCUCGUCUUGACGCGAAACACAGUCGCGCUGUGGGUAAAGCGAUAUGCGAAAGAGGGAAAUAUUUGUGAUCAUCGGAAGAACAAUCAUCGGCCUUCAGCCUUAAACGAAGUUCAGCGAAAAGAAAUCCUCACAGACUUCGAAACUAAUGGAUCUGUACCUACUCGACGAUACGCGGAACGGUUUGAUGUCAAUCCCAGAACGAUCAGAAGGCAUCUUCAUUCCAUGAAAGUUAAGAGAGUAGAUACAGAUGAACAGAAAACUGUACCUGAAGAUCUUACACACCAUGAUUUAAAUGAUUACACAUUAAAUUUAGUUACUGAUGAGAAGAUCCAGUCAAUAGAUGAUGGUUUGUUACAUUUACAAUGUGAAAAAACACAGUACAAAGUGGAUAAUGUCAUAUCAAAAGAUAAAAGCCCUGAAAGGUGUCAGAAAGCUAGAUCUAAUUCAGAGUCAUGCGAAUGCCAUGAACUAUAUCAGGGUCAUACCACAGAAUGAGUAAUAGAAUAAAGGAGGUUCUUUUGGUGAUGAUAAACUUAACCACAGAAUAAAUAAUAGUACUACCUUCUGUAUGGUAACUUCCUACAAAACUGAUGUUUGACAGUGAUUCAGGGACAAAUCAUGUUCUCUUUCUAAUAUGUGGCACUAUCCCUUUCGGUUAUUUA
Messenger RNA from Cydia pomonella (codling moth), 897 nucleotides. RefSeq lists its product as uncharacterized. Bases 149 to 730 code for a protein of 193 amino acids. The transcript is spliced from 2 exons. Lineage: Eukaryota; Metazoa; Arthropoda; Insecta; Lepidoptera; Tortricidae. The record is from RefSeq and is a predicted model, not a curated record.